CCAGAGUGCUUGCCGCUGCGCGGUGCGUUUUGCGCAAGCGCGACUCUUUUGAAUCCUCCUUUGCGCCUGUUUAUUUAGGACCUAGUUUGAAGUGCGGAACCCGAGGCUCCUGGGCUGCCGCCUCCGUCCGGAAUCUGACUCAAGGCGGACGACUUUUUUCUUGACCCUCCUGGAACCCUGGCCUGCUGGGGUUUCUCUCCCUGGCCUCAGCUGGGCUUUGUGGGCCGGAAACAUGGCCUCCUUUCAUCUGGAUCAUCUAAAGAAUUACCACAGAAGAUUUUGCCGGCCUUCCAGAGUACCCAACAUUCGUGGAAAGCAAGGCCAGAAUGUGCUGGAAGUCUUACAAGACUGUUUUGAUGAACAAAGUUCUACAGAGUCACUGCUUUCUUUCACACCUAAAGUGAAAGAUAAUCGCAAUCAGUCAGCAAGCAACGAGUGCCAGGUAUCACAUUCACCAUCAGUUCCAGUUUCUUCAGGGAGGAAAGAAGCUCCUCCACAAGUUACUGCAGAACCAAGUGAAGUCGCUUUUGGAUCAGUUCAGGCUAAUGAAGUUCAUCAGAAAAUUCCGACUACUGGUGUUUCUGAAAUUCCAGCGGACUCAAACAGCAUGUCAAGUGAAAAAACAAAUGGAUCCCACAGUGCCACCAAGGAUCACCUUUACUUACCUGGUGGCUCCCCUGUUGUUCCUUUGUAUGAAAAAAUGUCUGAGUCGCAGAAUGUUAUUUCAUCUCUCAGCCAAAAGAGAGGGGCUUACAACUUAAGAAAUUCAAUAGAUACUAAAUCUUCAUAUACAGACAUUUCUCUUAAAACCAGGAAAAGGUUAAACUUUGAAGGUAAAGAUAGUUUGAACAAAGCAGAAGUAGAGAAUAAUGUAUUAGAAGUAUCAGAAGGACAAGAAGGGACAUCGUCAGAAACAUCUCAGAAAAGAGCACAAGAUUUGACCUAUGAAAUUCAACCACAGUCUAGAAAGAGUUUUUCAGCAUUGUAUUUAGAAACUGUUAAGAGGAAAAGUGAAUCCAGUUCCGGUGUUAGGCACACAGCAGCAAUUUCACCUCACUCAUCUCCAAAGGCCAAGACGUUAUUAGAAGAUGAAUUUAUUAUUGAAGAAUCGGGGAGAAGUUUUGAAAGUCAACCUUGGGUGAAAAUUCCAAGGAAAGACAGACAUCAGAGUCACCACUUACCAUCUCCUGGAAACACUGUAGCUUCUAAAGAUAAGAAGCCAGGAGAAAAACCUCAUAGUGUGUCAGCUACGUCUUUGAUAAAUGACACACAGUUUAAUAAGUCUCCCCCAAUAGAGAAAUCUCAUCCCUCUGUUGAAAAAAUCCUGGGGACUAGUUCUACAGAUGAAUUGGAAAAUGACUAUAGGUCUACAGAAAAUAAAAUACAUUCUGAGAAUGCCCAAAAACCAUCUGGAAGCAAAAGGACUAUAAGACAGAAGCAGAAAAGAGUAUCAAAGCCUAAAGUAGUUGAAGAGCAACUUGAUAUGGGACAGGGUAUAAAGAAAAAGAGAAAUAUGUCAAAUACUGACAAGUUACAACUAAAUUCAAAAAGAAAUAUGGAAGACUGUGAAGAGGCAAGAAAUAAAUCUAUUCCCGAGAAGCAGAUAUCCCCUGUUGAAAAGAAAAAGAAAAAGCAUAGCACCCAAAAAGAUGUGGAAGAAUCCAGGAAGAAAUGUUUUUCUGGUGGUUCCAAGGACAAAUGUAUGCCUGAACAAGGGCAAGAGAUUAACAGAAGUAAGAGAAUUUCUCGUCGUCCAUCUGAGUGGUGGCUGGUAAAACCAGAGGAAGGUUCUAUUGAUAGAAGCUUUUCAAGAGAAAGUAAAUUAUCAGUGGUGCAUCACAAUGGAAAAAAGCGGGCUAGAAAAAGUCAGUUAUCUAAGAAUACUGGGAAAAAACCUUCUCCAUCAAAAAGACGGAAGACAGAGAGCAGCUCAAGAGUACAGAAGUCUUUAAACGCUAAGGGUUCUAGAAGAAGUGUUAGUCAUGAUGAAAUUUCUGAUUCCCAGAGUGAGCCAUUGGAAAACGAGGCAGACCCAACUCAGAAGAAAAGUCUUGAUAUUUCUGGACCUACAGGAGGCUCUAAGUAUCAAAACAGUGUUAUUACUUCACAGAAUGCUCAUUUAAAGUCUCAUACUGGGAAAUAUACACGUAAAUCAUCUAUGAAAUCUAAUUCCAAUGCAAGAGAGCCUAAAAAUUCAAUUUGGGAAGAAAGUGGACCUUCUAGGUUCAAGGAUCAUGUAAUGUCUAGAAGCAAUAAUUCUGACAUGGGUGAUGAAAAGGAUCAGGAGAGUUUGGAUUUAAGAAUAAGAAGUUCUAAUAUACUUCCAGAUAGUAAUAUACAUCACAAAUUAGUACUGCCCUCCAAUUCACCAAAUGUUCGUAGAACAAAGAGAAUACGUUUGAAACCUCUCGAAUAUUGGCGAGGGGAACGGAUAGAUUAUCAAGAAAGGCCGUCAGGAAGAACUGUGAUUGGAAUAGUAUCCCCACGUCCAGUAUCUUCCCCCAAAAAGGCAAAAAGAAACCUGGACAAAGUCAACAAAAAAGCCAACAAGAAACGGAUCCGUCGUGAUAACCAUGAAAAGGAUAGGUUAGUGGUGAAUCUGGAUAAACCCCUAGGAAAUCCCUUUGAGGCAACAUUGGCAAAGGACCCAGAAACAAGAGAGAUUGUCCCUAUGGAUCUUAUAAGGCCACGAGAUACAUACCAAUUUUUUGUGGAGCAACAUGGUUUAAAAGUUUUUAAAACGUUGGAUACAGCAGUCUUUUCUACUGGAAAAUUAAUUUUAGGACCCUAUGAAGAAAAAGGAAAGCAGCAUGUUGGCCAAGAUAUAUUGGGCAGAAGAUAGCCAGGCUGGAAGGGAUAUAUAUAGAGAGAAGGCAGAGUCCAGGAGACUCCAUGUAGCUGCCAAAGGAGAAGGACCCACAACCUUUCCAGUAAGUCCUCAUGGCAGUACACAGAAGAAUAGAAAUGGGUUAAUUUAAGAUAUAAGAGUUAGCCAGGAAUAUGCCUAAGCUAUUGGCUAAGCAGUGUUGUAAUUAAUACAAUUUCUACAUGAUUAUUUGGGUCUGAGCAGUUGAGAAAUGAAAGAGCAGUCUCCUACUCAUAUCUUAUGUGUGGUUCAUCAUUCCUGUUGAGAAGUGUGUUAUUCAAAAAACAUGUAAUCAUUGAAGGACAUGUAUAACAUUUUUCUUUUUUAGUAAAGUUUACUUGUAAGAUUAAGUACUGAAUUUUCAUGACAUUGAAUGAACAAAAUUGAAUUCAUAAUAGUUUUCUGUUAUAGAUCUAACAAAAUACAACAUACUAGUGACUUAAAGUAGUGACCUUUAAUUAUCUUAUUUUGCCUAGUUAUACAUUUGGUAGACUUGGCUGUAUAGUUUAUUCAGAGUAUCAAGGGUUUGGAAUUAAGAUAUUGACAGGUUUGCUUCCUUUUCUAAGGAUGAACCUGUUUAUUUCCUCCCAGAUUUAUUGAUAUUGUUGGGAGAAUUCAGUUCCCAUGUGACUAUAGAACUGACGUUUUCAUUUUUUAUUUGGAGAUUGGCAGCUUUUUGUUCCUUGACUUGUGCCCCCUUCUCCUUACCACCAGCAAGAGUACAAAAACCUUAAGUUUAAAAUUGCUUUUUCUGCCUCAUUUUCUUCUCUCUCUCUCUCUCUCUCUCUCUCUCUCUCUCUCUCUCUGUGUGUGUGUGUGUGUGUGUCUUGGAUGUGUUUGUAUGGGGAUCGGUGGGUGGUAUGGGUGAGUUCAUCUUUGAGGGUUUGUGUGUUUAGAUUUGGUUCAGAUGAAAUUAAAACGUACUCUCCGUCUCAAGGUUCUGUUGAUACAUAGGAUGUAUUUCCAGGUUCUGGAGAUUAGAAUACAGACAUCCAUGAGGAGUCAUUAUUUUUCAUGUUGUAUUUCAUUUAAAAAUUUCUGUAGCAUAAUUGUUGUGGUU
This is a messenger RNA of Myodes glareolus (Bank vole), 3926 nucleotides long. Lineage: Eukaryota; Metazoa; Chordata; Mammalia; Rodentia; Cricetidae. The record is from RefSeq and is a predicted model, not a curated record.